Messenger RNA from Musca domestica (house fly), 1676 nucleotides. RefSeq names its product NEDD4 family-interacting protein 1 (gene Ndfip). The record is from RefSeq and is a predicted model, not a curated record. Gene Ontology annotation, cellular component: Golgi apparatus; endoplasmic reticulum; perinuclear region of cytoplasm. The coding region runs from base 1 to 768 and encodes 255 amino acids. The transcript has a single exon. Gene Ontology annotation, molecular function: WW domain binding. Gene Ontology annotation, biological process: positive regulation of protein ubiquitination; ubiquitin-dependent protein catabolic process; vacuolar transport. Lineage: Eukaryota; Metazoa; Arthropoda; Insecta; Diptera; Muscidae.
AUGUCGGAUAAUAAUCAAGGACCGCCCGACUCAGAUUUGGGUCCGCCAAAAGCAGAUUUUAGUGCUCCACCACCAUACGAACUGACCAAUAGUCAUGUUAAUCUUCAACAACAGCAGCAACAGUUGGAGUUGAAUCAACAAAAUCUACAACAACAAACUACAUUACCAGCAGAGAUACCCAUACAUCAUGGGAAAUUACCAACCUAUGAAGAGGUACAAAUGGAAAAAUCUUUGAACGGGGAAUUGCCUCCAGGCUUUUUGACAACACACACACUACAACCACCACUGCCACUAGCGCCACCCCCACCACCAAAUCCUUUGUUGGCAAAUUUGCGCGAUACAAAUGCCUCCACAGGCGGUGGUCCUGGCAGUGGUUUGACUUUUAUAGCCAUCGACGCUUCGGAGGCGGAAAAUUUAACAAAUUCCACAGAUAACAAUUUACUUGGUACCGAUAUAAUGUUCAUCACAGCUUUUAUGGUGGCAUUUCUAUUCAAUUGGAUUGGUUUUUUGAUGCUGACCUGCUUCUGUCAUACCAUUGCGGCACGUUAUGGUGCUCUAUCAGGGUUUGGUUUAUCGCUAGCAAAAUGGACCUUAAUUGUUAAGCAUUCUACGGAUUUGGCGUCGCACGAAAACUCAUGGCUCUGGUGGUUAAUAAUGGCUUUUGGUUUCUUGAUUUGUGUCCGGGCUUUGAUACAAUACGUUAGUAUUAAGAGAACUUGGCGUCUUCUGUCGACCUCGGCUCAAGAACGUUUAUUAUUCUUUUACUAGAGAAAUGGAAGAAAAUUGUUAAAAGUAGUAAACAAAGCAACAAACAAUUAAAUAUGAAAAAAAUGAAACACAAAACUACAAAAAUAAUUUUUAGAAUAGUAAGAAUAUUUUUAAAAUAAUAAAAUAAGAAGGGAUGAUUAGGAUGAAUGAUGAAAUAAUGAAUUGAUUUCUUUUUGUCAUAUGUGGUUACUUUCAUUCUUACUGUUCAAUAGGUUUACGAUGAACCUUUUUGUAUGGGGUCGCCAAUACCAAACAAUCGCCUUUGGAUUGAUUUAAAGAGCUGUAAUUUUUGCUGGGCAAUAUUUGCAAUUCCAAUUAAAAUUUGGCAGAACAGAUUAGAGCAUGUGCAGAGCAAUUAUUAUUAAUAACAAACUGGGAAUGCGUUUUCUUGAUAAACUAAAAUAUAAUGAGGUUUCUUUAUACUACUAAGUAUAAGGAAUACUUUCUUUUAUUUUUACAAUGAAAUGUAAGAAAGAAAUUCUAUGUUCGAUUCAUGGACUCUGUUCUGCACAGUUUCCUCAUUUUGUUUGCCAAAAGAUAGGCACAUAUUGCCACUAUUUGUAGGAAAUUUUUUUUAAAUUUUCAUAUAUUACUACAUACAACAAAUUGGCAUUUUUACACUUUUACGCGGCCAUCUAUUUGGAGAAUUCAAAAUCACAAAUAAUGUUUUGCAUGACUUUGAAAUAUAUAGUGCCAAAGUUGUCCACAUGAAGAUAUGCUAGGUCAUGAAUAAAUAAAAGAACAUUUAGAUUCAUUACUUAAUUUUUAUUGGAUAUUUGUUGUCAAGGCUUCAGGCUAAUGUUUAUUACCGACAACAUGUAUCCAUUGCUUAUUGAACAUUUUUAUUUUCAGUUCAUAGUUAAAUAAACACAUGUAUUUAUGUCUAAAUUUAAUUAAGUAUGUACAUA